Molecule: messenger RNA, 1410 nt
Organism: Elephantulus edwardii (Cape elephant shrew)
Lineage: Eukaryota; Metazoa; Chordata; Mammalia; Macroscelidea; Macroscelididae
Gene: ZC3HC1
Product: zinc finger, C3HC-type containing 1
Exons: 10
Coding region: 1-1410 (469 amino acids)
Cellular component (GO): nucleus
Molecular function (GO): zinc ion binding
Source: RefSeq, a predicted model, not a curated record
AUGGCGGCGCCCGCCGACUCUCCCUCGCUUGUGGCCGGGCUUGAAAAGACUUGGGGGACAGUCGUUCGCUCCCCAGAAGGGACCCCGCAGAAAGUUCGACAGCUGAUAGACGAAGGGAUUGCAGCGGAAGGAGGCGGCGCCGACGCAGUCCUGUUUUCUAGCCUUCAAACUUUCUCCUCCCUAAAGUGGGCCGGGAAGCCCUUGGAGCUGUCUCCACUUGUCUGUGCAAAGUAUGGCUGGGUCACAGUUGAAUGUGACAUGCUCAAGUGCUCCAGCUGCCAGGCUUUUCUCUGUGCCAGUUUACAGCUGACAUUUGACUUUGACAGAUAUAAGGAACGAUGUGCUGAGCUGAAGCAAGCCUUGUGUACUGCCCACGAGAAGUUCUGUUUCUGGCCAGACAGCCCCUCUCCAGAUCGAUUUGGGAUGUUGCCAUUGGAUGAACCUACUGUUGUUCUUAGUGAAGUUCUAGGUCGUUUCCAAAGCCUUUGUCACUUGGACCUCCAGCUUCCUUCCCUGAGGCCAGAGGACUUGAAAUCUAUGUGUUUCACGGAAGACAAGAUCAGUCUUCUCCUACACCUGCUUGAAGAAGAACUUGAUCACCGAACUGAUGAGAAGAAAACUACAACCAAUUUUGGAAAUGUUACCCUUUGUGCAAGUGUACUUUGUUCUCUCUUCAUCCCUAGUUCCUCCUUGGAACCAAUGCAGCUUUCCCUGUUGACGUGCUCUCAAUGUAUGCGGAAGGUGGGGCUCUGGGGCUUCCAGCAGAUUGAGUCGUCCAUGACAGACCUGGACUCGUCUUUUGGCCUCAGCAGCUCUCCUGUCCCAGGUUCUGAGGGACGGCCAGAGCGCUUCCCUCUGGUUCCUGAGUCUCCUCGGAGGAUGAUGACCCGCAGCCAGGAUGCCACGUGUUCCCCAGGCUCCGAGCAGGCUGAAAAGAGCCCAGGUCCCAUCAUCUCCCGUACUCGGAGCUGGGACUCUUCCAGUCCUGUUGACCGUCCUGAACCAGAAGCUGCUAGUCCCACCACCAGGACCCGCCCAGUGACCCGAAGCAUGGGGACCGGAGACCCUCCUGGCCUGGACGUGCCCUCUAGCCCUCUGCGGAAAGCCAAACGAGCCCGUCUCUGCUCCUCCAGCAGCUCGGACACACCUUCCCGAAGCUUCUUUGAUCCCACCUCUCAGCACAGAGAUUGGUGUCCCUGGGUGAAUGUCACACCCAGUAAGGAAACUGGAGAGAAAGGCGGAGUGGAUGGUGGCCCCGUGGGCGAGCCUGGCUGGAAGGCUGUGUUGACCACACUGCUGGCCCACACUCAGUCCAAGCAGCCUGCUGAAGCUGACUCCUUGAGUUUCUCUGAGAAGUCGAGGAAGGUAUUCCGAAUAUUCCGGCAAUGGGAAUCAUUAUGCUCAUCCUGA